AUGGUGUACGAAGCCACCUCCUCAGCCCCCGUCAACAUCGCCUGCAUCAAGUACUGGGGCAAGCGCGACACCAAGCUCAUCCUCCCCACCAACUCGUCCCUCUCCAUCACCCUCGACCAGGAUCAUCUCCGGUCAACCACCACUUCUAGGUGUGAUUCCUCGUUCGAGGCCGGUGACAGGCUUUGGUUGAACGGCAAGGAAGAGGAGAUCAAGGAGGGUGGCAGGUUGUCUGUCUGCAUCAGGGAGUUGAGGGCGUGGAGGCAGGAAGUUGAGGACAAGGAUGCCAACCUUCCCAAGCUCUCUUCCUUCCCCCUCCGAAUCGCCUCUUACAACAACUUCCCCACCGCUGCCGGUCUCGCCUCAUCUGCCUCGGGCCUUGCUGCCCUCGUCGCCUCCCUCGCUUCCCUCUACUCUCUUCCCCAAAGCCCCUCUCAGCUCUCCAUCGUGGCCCGUCAAGGCUCCGGCUCAGCCUGCCGUUCUCUCUUCGGCGGCUUUGUCGCUUGGCGCGAAGGCACUGACCCUGCUGGUAGCGACUCUCUCGCCGAGGAGGUUGCCCCCCGAGAGCACUGGCCAGACGUGCACGCCCUGAUCUGUGUCGUCAGCGACGCCAAGAAGGGCACGAGCAGUACCUCUGGUAUGCAAAAGACUGUCGAGACCUCCACUCUCCUCCAGGAGCGUCUCAAGAUCGUCCCCGGCAGGAUGGACGCCAUCUCAAAGGCUAUCAAAGACAAAGACUUUGAAUCUUUUGCCAAGAUCACCAUGGCUGAUAGCAACUCUUUCCACGCCGUCUGCCUCGACACUGCCCCGCCCAUCUUUUACCUCAACGACGUCUCGCGCGCCAUCAUUGCCGUCGUCGAAGAGCUCAACCGGGCUGCUGGCCGUAUCCUCGCGGCAUACACCUUUGACGCCGGACCCAACGCUGUGAUCUACACGUUGGAGAAGGACAUGCCCGUGGUGCUCGGGGCUAUCAACAAGUUCUUCCCCACGGCGGAAGAGUUUGAGGACCCGUUCAAGACUGGGGUCAAGGCUCUUCCCGAGGGCUACAAUGCUGGUGUCGUGAGGGAGGGUGGCUGGGAGAAGGGAGCGGUCAAGGGGCUGAUCCACACCAGGAUUGGGGAUGGACCCAGGAAGUUGAGUGCCGAGGAGAGUUUGUUGAACGAGGCCGGCGUGCCCAAGACUCUCGCGUAA
This is a messenger RNA of Cryptococcus wingfieldii CBS 7118, 1188 nucleotides long. Its product is annotated as diphosphomevalonate decarboxylase. The transcript is spliced from 3 exons. Gene Ontology annotation, cellular component: cytosol. The coding region runs from base 1 to 1188 and encodes 395 amino acids. Gene Ontology annotation, molecular function: ATP binding; diphosphomevalonate decarboxylase activity. NCBI's taxonomy places the organism in Eukaryota, Fungi, Basidiomycota, Tremellomycetes, Tremellales, Cryptococcaceae. Gene Ontology annotation, biological process: isopentenyl diphosphate biosynthetic process, mevalonate pathway; isoprenoid biosynthetic process. The record is from RefSeq and is a predicted model, not a curated record.